This is a messenger RNA of Eufriesea mexicana, 2022 nucleotides long. RefSeq names its product laccase-5. Gene Ontology annotation, molecular function: oxidoreductase activity; copper ion binding. NCBI's taxonomy places the organism in Eukaryota, Metazoa, Arthropoda, Insecta, Hymenoptera, Apidae. Gene Ontology annotation, cellular component: plasma membrane. Bases 1 to 2022 code for a protein of 673 amino acids. The transcript has 10 exons. The record is from RefSeq and is a predicted model, not a curated record. Gene Ontology annotation, biological process: iron ion transport.
AUGUUUUGGUGCACAAAGUGCCUAAAUGCCUUUGGCCAGGAUGAAAAAUCUAUCAUCGCGGGCUACGCGCCCGGAGUUAGCGGCAUGGAAUCCAUCGAUGAAUCAAGUUGUUUGAACGAUGAACUUCGAGAGGACAGCGAUUUAUCGAACGCUGUUGAAUGUGCACGUACGUGUAAAUUAGGGGAAACGAAAACGUGUUACUACAAAUUCGUGAUUGAGCGUUACCCCAUCAAUGGCCAAGCAUGCAGUUUAUGUAUGCCCAACGCUACCAACACCUUGUGCCCCAAUUGCCAAUGUGCACCUGGGGAUGGAACGCAAAGAAUAGCUUUGACCGUGAACAGAAUGAUACCAGGCCCAAGUAUACAAGUUUGCGAAGGAGAUUACAUCGUGGUCGAUGUUAUGAAUAUGCUAAAGUCAGAUUCGGUAACGAUUCAUUGGCACGGCUUAUUUCAACAGGGUUCUCCAUACUACGACGGAGUCCCGCACUUGACACAGUGUCCAAUCAUAGUUCAAAACACGUUCAGGUACCAAUUUUAUGCCAAUAACUGUGGCACUCACUUCUGGCAUGCACACACCUCGACGCAGAAACUUGAUGGUCUAUUCGGUAGCUUUAUCGUACGAGAACCAGCCCAAAACGAGCCCUAUGCGAAACUGUACGACUACGAUUUGGCAAAUCACGUGAUCAUUGUCAACGAUUGGUUAAGAGAAGAGUCUACUAGCCGACUUCCGGGUCGCAGGGCGGGAGAGACUGGGCGGAAUGCAGACACGUUCUUAAUCAACGGAAAAGGAGGAUUCAUAGAUUCCGAUGGGGAAACGACAAAUAUUCCGUACGAUGUGAUUACAGUGGACGCUAAUAAACGCUACCGUUUUCGUUUCAUUAAUUCAUUCUGUACCGUUUGCUCUGGACAACUGACUGUCGAAGGUCAUGAUCUGACUGUUAUCGCCAUAGAUGGUCAACUUAUAGAACCUGUCACGGUUGACUCUAUAGUUUCCCUUGCUGGUGAACGAUAUGACUUUGUUAUUAAUACCAAUAAAACACCUAGUGCUUAUUGGAUACAGAUUCGUGGUUUGAAUAGUUGCGCAAGUAUCCUGCAGUUAGCUGUAUUACAAUACGUUGGAGAACUUUCUACGCCAAGCACGAAUGAACCUACUUCUACGGAUCCUCUUCCUGCCGGAAUUUCACUGAACGUAGCAGCUACCAACUGCGAUGUCCCAAAUGCCGAUGAAAUUUGUGCCAGUGACUUGAAAAGCGCUUUGCCAAUCGAUCCAGGCAUCCUGAAGAAAGAACCGGAUGUGAAGCUGUAUCUAUCCAUAGGCAUGCAGAGCUACAAACCAGACGAAACUUUCGUACCUAACCAAUACCAGAAUUAUUUAGUUUUAUCGCAAAAUAAGACGAUGAUUACCACGUUGAAUAAUAUUACCUCGGAUUCCCCAAGCGCACCGCCACUUUCGCAGUUCGAUGAUGUAGCCGAAGAAGAAUUCUGCAGUGUCGACAAUUUGCCAUCUAAUUGCACUUCCAGCGAACCGUGUACGUGUAUACACUUAAUCAAGAUUCCGUUGGAUUCCAUCGUGGAGAUCAAUGUGAUCGAUGAGUUUAAUGCGCAAUCCGUACGACAUGCGUUCCAUUUGCAUGGAUUCGCGUUCAAUGUUAUUGCUUUGGGUCAACCCUUGGGCCCCACUUCCGACGAGAACCCCAGGAUAACACUGGACUACUUCAAACAACUCGAGGAAAAUGAUCUGAUAGAAAAGGAUUUGAUAUCUCCUCCAGGGAAAGAUACUAUUCCUGUACCUAAUAACGGAUAUGCUGUACUUAGAUUCCGUGCAAGUAAUGCAGGUUACUGGCUGUUCCACUGUCAUCAGAUUUUCCAUCAGAUCGCUGGUAUGGAAGUUAUUUUCCAAGUUGGAGAAGUAAGAGAUAUACCAUCGGUUCCGAAAAAUUUCCCAAGAUGCGGCAACUAUAAGCCCGCAAUACAGGUUAAAAAUAAAGAUUCGAAACGGAAAAUUAAUCGAAAACAAGAAUGA